This is a messenger RNA of Larimichthys crocea (large yellow croaker), 3296 nucleotides long. Its product is annotated as leucine-rich repeat flightless-interacting protein 1. The record is from RefSeq and is a predicted model, not a curated record. The coding region runs from base 199 to 1134 and encodes 311 amino acids. The transcript has 6 exons. NCBI's taxonomy places the organism in Eukaryota, Metazoa, Chordata, Actinopteri, Sciaenidae.
AGAGCCGAUCUUUGACUCCUCUGUGGGCGGACUGAGGGCGGCGUCAAACACAAGUUUGGUCCCGGUGGUUUCCCGUAGAUCACGGCCUGGGCGUCGGCAGUUCAUCAUCAGCUGCUGCGUAGGAAACAAACACUGACAGCUCGGAGGAGUCUCUUACAUAAACCAACACCUAAUAUAAUAUUUAUAUAUUAAAGAAAGAUGCAUUCAGUCACUGUGGACAGCGGUGGCUCGCCGAAGAAACGGACUUUGUCUCGGGGACUGAGCGAGGACGAGUCUCUGCGCAGCAUCAUCAAGGAGGUCGAGACUCCGUCCAGGCGUCUGACACGCAGUGACAGCCGGGCCGGCACCCUGAAGAAGAGGAGUGACAGUCAGCAAUCUGACCAGGACCUUUUUAUGGGACUCCCAGAAAUGCUGGAGCUGCAGGCCAGCUAUGACGAGGUGGUGCAGGAGCUGCGUGGGCUGGAGGUCGAGCGAGAGGCUCUGUUGUUCCAGGUGGACGUCUUGCAGGACACGCUGGAGGGUGUAGAGGAGCUGCUGGCUGAAGCCCAGAGGGAGGCUGGACAGUCGAGUUCGGAGCUGGAACGAGAGAGGGAGGCCAAGAGGAAACUAGAGAGCAUGGUUUCCUCCCUGAUGCAAGAGGUGGAGAGAUUAAAAGAGGAAAGAAAUAACGAACCUUCUGCUCCAGCAAACACACAUGGAAGUGUGGCGGAGGAAGCAAGACAAGGACACAAAGACUCGUCGCUGUGCGAAGGUAGAGCGUCGGAGAAAUUGGGACAGAGCGGAGAGGCAGAGGAGGAAGAAAGCGUCCUGACGAAGUUGAAGAAGAUGGUCAGUAAGCCGCUGAGCCACCUGCCCUCUCUUGCACUGGACAACCCGAUCUCUGAAGACGGGGUCCUGCGGAGGCCUUACGAAAACGGUGUCGAGGACGGGCGAGAUCCUUCUCCGGACAGGAACGACUCAGACAGCAUAAGUGCCUACGAGGACGCGUCAGCUGAGACUCCAGAACAGGACAGGAUGUUUCCGGGGGAAGAAGAGCUGCCUCACGAUUCAGAGAACAAAGAGAAAAGUUCAACUAACAACUGCCAGGUCAACGAAAGCAACGCCCCAAACCCAGACGGCUGUGUUGUGUCUUAACUAAUGUUAAAAAAAACAAAACAGGUCAAAGGUAAUUAUUGAUCGAAGAGCUCUUUUUGUUUACACACAUCUGAUAUUUAUGCUCUUAAAUAACUUUGGGGCAAACUAUAAGAUCCCGAGCUGAAAUUAAAGCUUCAACGAGCUGCCGAUUAAUCGAAUUGUUGAUCGAAGGAAAAUUAAUUUGUAACUUUCUGUCAUUUUUCAAGAGAAAAUGCCAAAAAAAAAGGAUUUGCUGCCUUUGUUUGUCACAGUAAUCAAAGAAAUAUCUUUGGGAUUUGAACCACUGGUACGACAAAACAUGAUUUUUCACUAUUAUUUGAGAAUUUCUGAUUAGGUAAUUGAAGAAUUAUUUGUUGUGAUACACUGUAGGAGAGUUUUUGUUUGAAAUACACAACAAAGAAACUCAGGAUCCAGGUGGUUUACUAGCUGGACUUCCACUAAUGACUACUUUAUAUUGAUUGCCAAUAAUUUCUUCUUUAUGUCUUAACGUGUGUUUUUUUUGGAUAGACAUGGAAAAUGCUCCAUGCUGCUUUUACCGUUUACCUCUUUCUUAAUCUUAUAUAAAAAAAAGGGGGGGGUAAGGGUUUGAACACUAACAGCUGCCGAGACACAAAUCAGGAUUUACCUGUGGACAAAACACAGCGAGCUAUUUGGACUCAAAUCAUAACGUACGCAUUAGAAAGUCACAAAUUUAGAGAGGAAGACCCUCAACACAGUUUGUUUGGUGUGACUGUAGGGCUCGCUGUAAAGAGAGACGUGUUUGACGUCGAUCUCUGGAGGCUAAGAUCACGUACAGAUACUCGAGGCUGUUGUUAGUGAGGUUAUGAGAGUUUUUAAGGGAAAAUGCCAUCUGUUUACUGCCUUUAUUAUUAUUAUUUUUUUAGCUUUCAUUAACAGCCCUCUUUCCUGUUUAAUUCUGAAUUAAAGGGAAAUCGAUUUAGCUGCAUUUGCACUUUCAGAAGUUCUUGUAUUGUGGCUUAAACAGUCAGAUUACAUUAGAAACAACAUUCCCUUUACAACCAAACACGUCAGCGAGAAAUAAUCAGCUGACCUGCUGCAGGCCGUGUUCCUUCUGCCUGCAUGCUAAUACUGUACGUUUGCACAUUCGCAGUGAAACUUGCUGAACUUAGUCUCUUCGGAUGUCUCUGAUUGCUGUACACACUUUGUAUUUAAUCAUACUUUUUUCUAUGUUUUGUGUUUUUUAAAAUUUCUCUUUUUAUGCUUGAGGCAAGAAUAGACCCUGUCACCUCAUACGACGAGAUAAACAGUUUUGCAUGAGCACAAGAAUGUAUACCGAUAUCCAAACGGCACAUGAAAUGAUCCGUUUAUAUUAGUACUUUUGCAUGCAGUACUUACACACAUAUAUUAAAUACUUUUAAAGUUAUUCACCGCGAAAAUUGGUGUUUUGAAGGGAUUUUUAAGUUUGUUUGCAAAUAAUCUGUAUAAGUUUUUAAGAUCUUUAGUAAAAAAUUCAGUUUCGAGGGAUCAUAUCAUGUGACACGAACAUUUUUUUAAAGUGGGAACUGAUUCUGUCAUACAAGAAAACAAAAGCGGAACAACAACAAUAAGUUUAUGGAAAUUUGAAAAUAGGUUUGUUACGUUUAUCUGCAUUUUUAUGUUUGUGUUGACUGAUUUGUCUUUUGCAUUACGUUUAUCACACAGACUUCACACGCCAAUACUUAAUUAAUAUUAUCUGUUAUUUUGUGGCUGCCACGAUGCACGAGCAAUCAAUUAACUGAUAAGGAGUUACCGCUACUGUAGUGCUGUUACUGUAGAACAAUCAGGUCAUUUGCAACCCCGCUGGUCACAUUUUUCUACACGAUUAUUCAUUGUUUUGUUUUAUUGUUGUCGUUGUCAACAAUAAUUUCUGUUAGUGCUGAUCAUUUUUUACACGUCCUUCAUUUUCAUAUAUUGCUGGCACUGUUUAUCACACAGAAGUGACUUUUCCACAAUUGUUUCUGUGUUUCAUCUUCACAUGACAAUGCAAAACAAAUAAAAAAAACGUUCUUACUGUACUUUGAUGCGUUUUAUGGGUCUAUAUAUUUUUGACUUGUCUUGAGCUUUGUAUUAAAUGUUCAGUAAAUUACAUGAAUUUAUACUUGUAUAGCUGAAAUUACAUUCCAGACAUAUCCCAAAAAAUAAAAGGAGUGAAUAAUGCUGAA